UAAUAAUCUCAAUUGAGCGCCUUAAUUUAUCAAUUUCCUUUAAAGAUGUUUUAGUUUAUAUUACUAUGCCAGUUGGUGUUCUGUUCACUUUAUAGUCUAGGCUCAGGGAGAUUAGAAUACUCUUUCCGCGUAUAUAUUUGGACUAUACUGAUAAUAUUAAUGCACAGAAGUUUAACAAACAUUAAAAUUAUUUACUCAAGAUACAACUAUCAAAUACGCUGAGAUGUGCACACAAUUUGAAUGAUUUUAACUACUUCUUGACUGUGCUUUAUGAAAUCAACUACUGUUUUAUGAAUUUUAAUUUAUCGAGAAAAAAUAAGCGAGAAAAAAGUGAAGGACGAAUUUUAAAAUGGUUUCGAAUAGUGAUAGUUUUUUAUCAGAUGAGGAUAUUUCAACUAUUGUUAAAAAUGCAGGUGUGAAUGUUAAAGAAAUACUUGAUUACAAUGUAAUUAAUUUGAAUGAGAAAAUGUUGGGCUACAUGGCAGAUUAUUAUAAACUAAAGAUAGAUAUUAAAACAGAUUUGGGUAAAGAAACCCUAAAUUAUUUUAUAAAAGCUAUACCUAGGACGAAUGAGGCUAAAGCUGAGAUGGCUCUGAGUAUGAAUUUAUUUGAUCAAGAGUUAAAUUUUUACAGAAUUAUCAAAGGGGAAAUAGAAAAUCCAGAAAUUCCACCGUGGAGCGCAAAACUAAUAGCAUCAUUAGAAGAAGCUACAAUAUAUGAAGAUCUAGAUGCGCAAAACUAUAGAGUCAGAAACAAAUUCCAACCAUUCGACGAACCACACACCUUCCAAGCUUUACAAACAUUGGCUAGGUUUCAUGCCUCCUCGUUAAUUUACGAAGAAAAAAAAAGGAUAGAAAUAAAAGACUGGCGCAUAGAAGAUGCAUUCGAUAAGUAUUAUGAUAUAGGCGGUUAUAAAAUGACCCAUCCUUGGUAUAUACAAUGUAUGGACGGGACGUUGGGCGCCAUUUUGUCUCAUUCGAAAUUCAAAAGUGACAUUCUCAAAAUGGUGGAAAGCCGUUGGACCGAAGUUUGGAGUAAAAACCUCGAUUUAGGAGAACCUUCUAAUGUAUUUAGGAAUGUUGUUACCCACAAUGAUUUGUGGAACAACAAUUUGAUGUUCCAUUACAAUGAAAAUGUUCCAGACGAUUGCAAAUUAGUUGACUUUCAAGGUGUAAGAAUUCAACCCCCUGCUGCCGAUGUAAUGCUUUUAUUACACUGCAAUUUGGAUUUAGAAUAUCGUGAAAAACACAUGAAUAUGUUUCUUAACUAUUAUUACAAUACACUUAAAGAUAUUUUCGAUAAGCAGGGAAUGAGUUUAACCAAAAUUAUGACCUUGGAAACGUUUUUAGAGUCAGCCGAAAAGUAUAGACAAUGGGGACUGUUUCUCGCUGUUUGUCUUUACCCCACUAUAUGGAUUAAAGAUGAGGUGAUAGCUGAGAUAUUUGGUGACACUCAACAAUACAAGGACAUAUUGACUAAAAACAAACGUGCGUUCAUAAACAAUAUGAUAGAGAAUAAUGAAGGUUUUAAAAAUAAACUCUUGCCUAUUUAUGAAGAGCUUGUAGAACGAUACUUCUUGUGAAUAGUUUAAAAGUUCUAAGAGUAGGUAAAAGCUUAAGCAUUGAA
Molecule: messenger RNA, 1626 nt
Organism: Aricia agestis (brown argus)
Lineage: Eukaryota; Metazoa; Arthropoda; Insecta; Lepidoptera; Lycaenidae
Exons: 2
Coding region: 350-1582 (410 amino acids)
Source: RefSeq, a predicted model, not a curated record